This is a messenger RNA of Branchiostoma floridae (Florida lancelet), 1129 nucleotides long. RefSeq names its product zinc finger protein 431-like. The transcript is spliced from 2 exons. The record is from RefSeq and is a predicted model, not a curated record. Bases 71 to 1129 code for a protein of 352 amino acids. NCBI's taxonomy places the organism in Eukaryota, Metazoa, Chordata, Leptocardii, Amphioxiformes, Branchiostomatidae. Gene Ontology annotation, biological process: regulation of transcription by RNA polymerase II. Gene Ontology annotation, molecular function: RNA polymerase II cis-regulatory region sequence-specific DNA binding; DNA-binding transcription factor activity.
UGGUGAGAAACCCUUCUUGUGUGGGGAGUGUGGGUACAGGACGGCUGACAGGUCUACCUUAUCCCGGCACAUGAGAACCCAUACAGGAGAAAACCCCUACAAGUGUGACCGGUGUGGCUAUUCUGCAGCAGUGAAAUGCAAUCUAGACAAUCAUAUAGCAGCAAUACACACCGAUGAGAAACCCUACAAGUGUGACCAGUGUGACUAUUCUGUAGCACUCAAAUCCCACUUGGACAGACACCUAAGAAAACACACCGGUGAGAAACCCUACAUGUGUGGGGAGUGUGGGUACAUGACAGCUUACAAGUCUGACUUAUCCAAACAUAUAAGAACCCAUACAGGAGAGAAACCAUACAAGUGUGAUCAGUGUGACUAUUCUGCAGCAGACAACACCACAUUGACCAAUCAUCAAAAAAAGCACACGGGUGAGAAACCCUACAUGUGUGGGGAGUGUGGUUUUAGAACAACUCGAAAGUCUAUAUUGUCGGCACAUGUGAGAACCCACACAGGGGAAAGGCCGUACAAGUGUGACCAGUGUGACUAUUCUGCUGGACAGAAAUGUGAUUUGGACAAACAUGUAGUAAAACACACCGGUGAGAAACCCUACAUGUGUGGGGAAUGUGGAUACAGAACAGCUCGAAAGUCUGACUUAUCCAAACAUAUGAGAACCCAUACAGGGGAAAAACCUUACAAGUGCUACCAAUGUGACUAUUCUGCACCACAGAAAAAUCACCUGGACCUACAUCUAUUAAAACACACUGAUGAGAAACCCUACAUGUGUGGGGAGUGUGGGUACAGGACAGCUUUGAAGACUAAUUUGUCCCGACAUAUGAGAACACACACGGGAGAGAAACCCUACAAGUGCGACCAGUGUGACUAUUCUGCUGCACAGAAAGAUACCUUGGACGCCCAUGUAGCAACCCACACUGGUGAGAAACCCUACACGUGUGAAGAGUGCGGGCACAGUACAACUACAAAGUCUCAUUUAUCCCGACAUAUGAGAACCCACACAGGAGAAAAACCCUACAAGUGUGACCAGUGUGACUAUUCUGCUGCAGUUAAAUCCAGUUUGGACCAACAUUUAGCCAAACACACUGGGAGAAGAGCGCUACAAAUGUGGCCAGUGUGA